AUGGCAGAACAAAAAGUCACUCCCUUCGAAGUGUCUGGCGGCGUGGACGAGUCUGGCCAGGUCAAGCAAAUAGACUACAACAAGUUGAUCCGCGACUUUGGGGCCACCCCCAUCUCACCCGAAUUGCUCGAGAGAUUCGAAAAAGCCACUGGCCAUAAACCCCACAGAUUCAUGCGCCGGGGCAUAGUGAUAUCCCACCGCGAACUCGAAAGAAUCCUGAACAAGUAUGAGAAGGGCGAAAGAUUCUAUCUCUACACUGGGAGAGGGCCGAGUAGUGACAGCAUGCACGUCGGACACAGCGUGCCUUUUGAAUUCACGCGCUGGCUACAAGAAGUCUUCGACUGCCCCCUCGUGAUCCAGUUAACAGACGACGAAAAAUUCAUGCACUCCAAAACCAUCAGCAUGGACGACGCCACUCGGUAUGCAAGAGAAAAUGCCAAAGACAUCAUUGCAUUGGGCUUCGACCCGAAAAAGACCUUCAUCUUCUCUGAUUUUGAGUACAUGGGGGGCGCAUUCUAUCGCAACGUCUGCUUCGCUGCGAAACACGUCACGCUCAACCAGAUAAAAGGAGCAUUUGGAUUCAAUGACAGCAACAAUAUUGGCGAAUUCCAUUUCCCUGCAACCCAGUCUGCGCCCUCAUUUGCCACGAGCUUCCCACAUAUUUUUGGCACCGAUGCAAAAAGCGUCCCGAAGAUCCUUUGCCUAAUCCCUUGCGCAAUUGAUCAAGACCCCUAUUUCCGUGUCUGUCGAGAUAUAGCAGAGAAGAUGAAAUACGAGAAACCGUGCCUCAUCCACUCUCGCUUUCUCCCAGCGUUACAGGGCGAGGGCACAAAGAUGUCUGCAAGCGUCGAUGCCUCUGCGAUAUUUCUCACCGAUACACCCAAUGCGAUAAAGAAGAAGAUCAACCGUUUCGCGUUCUCUGGCGGGCAGGAUACCGCAGAGAAACAACGCGAGCUGGGCGGGAACACGGAUGUCGACGUGCCAUACAAAUACCUUACUUUCUUCCUGGAAGACGAUGACGAAUUAGCCAAGAUCAAAGAGCAAUAUGAGAAAGGAGAGCUGAUGACCGGGGAGCUCAAGGCACUUUGUAUUAAGGAGUUGCAGCAAUAUGUGGGUGAUUUUCAGGAGAGGAGGAAAAAGGUGAGCGACGAGGUGGUGCAGGACUUUUUCAGCAGAAAGGGGUUGCUAUUUAGAGGGGUUCCGGCGGAUCAGAAGACGGUUACAACAGGUUUAGCAACGGAUAAGGGUAGUGUCAAGGAGAACGGUCCAAAGAAAGAGGUCCCCUUACGAUGA
Molecule: messenger RNA, 1293 nt
Organism: Fonsecaea multimorphosa CBS 102226
Lineage: Eukaryota; Fungi; Ascomycota; Eurotiomycetes; Chaetothyriales; Herpotrichiellaceae
Exons: 1
Coding region: 1-1293 (430 amino acids)
Biological process (GO): tryptophanyl-tRNA aminoacylation
Cellular component (GO): cytoplasm
Molecular function (GO): ATP binding; tryptophan-tRNA ligase activity
Source: RefSeq, a predicted model, not a curated record